UGCGCGAUUCAUCCCUGUUCGAUUCAAUCUACGCCGGCAACAUGGCCAAGCCCAAAGCAAAGCGGCUCAAAUCGUUCCCCAACGACGCCGCAGCGGCCGACGGCGUGGCCGCGAGCGCCAUCGCUUCCUCGUACAACGACCACAUACGCCCGCUCCUGGACGCCGUGGACCGGCUGCGCCAUCUCAAUGUCUCGCAGGAGGGCAUCCAGCUGCCCACCAUCGUCGUCGUCGGCGACCAGUCCAGCGGCAGGUCCAGCGUGCUCGAGUCGCUGGCCGGCAUCAGCCUCCCGCGCGGCCAGGGCAUCUGCACCCGCGCGCCGCUCGUCAUGCGCCUCAAGGACGACCCUUCCGGCGGCGACGCCCCCGUGCUGCAGCUCGAGUACGGCGCCGGCCGCGUCGUCAGCACCUCUGAGGCCGAGGUCGCCGACGCCAUCGACGCGGCCACCGCCGAGAUCGCCGGCUCUGGCAAGGGCAUCUCCGACAGGCCCAUCACCCUCGUCGUGCGGAAGCGCGGCCUCCCGGACCUCACCCUCGUCGACCUCCCCGGCAUCACGCGCGUGCCCGUAAAGGGCCAGCCCGACGACAUCUACGAGCAGGUCGCCGGGAUCAUCAAGGAGUACAUCGCGCCCAAGGAGACCAUCAUCCUCAACGUGCUCUCCGCCACGGUCGACUUCCCGACCUGCGAGUCCAUCCGGAUGUCGCAGCAGGUGGACCGUCACGGCGACCGCACGCUCGCCGUCGUCACCAAGUCCGACAAGGCCCCCGAGGGGCUGCUAGACAAGGUCACCAUGGACGACGUCAACAUCGGCCUCGGCUACGUCUGCGUCCGCAACCGCGUCGGCGACGAGACGCACGACCAGGCGCGCGGCGAGGAGGAGCGGCUGUUCGACCAUCACCCGCUCCUGUCCAGAAUCGACAAGUCCAUGGUGGGCAUCCCCGUGCUCGCGCAGCGGCUGAUGCAGAUCCAGGCCACCAUCAUCGCCAAGUGCCUCCCCGACAUCGUCAAGCAGAUCACCGACCGGCUCAGCCGCAGCACCGCCGAGCUAGAGCAGAUGCCACCGGAUCUCAACAACGUGGCCGACGCGGUGCGAGCCUUUUUCCACAUUGUCAAGCGGACGUGCUCGUCGCUGGAGAAGAUGCUCGUGAGGGGCGAGUUCGACGAGUACCCCGACGACCGCCACUUCCACGGAACCGCGCGUAUCGCCGAGAUGCUGAACGCGUACGCCAAGAAACUGCCGGCAGAGUGCCCCCAGCAGAGCAGCGACCUGUUCCUGAUGGAGGAGGUGCGCAUCCUGGAGGAGACCACGGCCAUCAAGCUCCCCGACUUCCUCCCAAGGUCGGCGUUCCUCGUCCUGCUCAAGAAGAAGGUCCAGACCGUCGUGCAGGUGCCGCACGACCUCGCCCGCGAGGUCUGGGUGCUGGAGGUGCUGCUGCAGCACUCGAACGACUUCCCGCAGGUGCAGCCGUCGUGGCGCCGCGCGGUCCAGAGCAUGAUGGACAAGGCACGAGCGCAGUCGGCGCGGCACGUCACGGAGCUGAUCGACAUGGAGCUGGUGGCCGACUACACCUAUAAUCCCGACUACAGCAAGACAUGGUCCGAGCUCAUGGAAGGGUACGGCAAGUUCAUGGAGGCCGUGAAAGACCGCACCAAACCCACGGCCGUCACCCUGAAGGGCUUCGGGAAGGUGGAGGUGGCGCACCUGAGGAACCACGACGACCUGGCCGGGCAGGCGUUCGACAUGCGGGCUCGCCUCGCCUCGUACUGGAGGAGCAUCGUGCUCCGGCUCGUCGAUGGGCUGGCGCUGCACGUACCGCGCGCCGUGAAGCGGCUCGCCGAGAACGACCUCGAGGUGGCGCUCUCCGACGAGCUCCUAGGGAACAAGAUGGCCGGAGUGGAGCGGAUGCUCGCGCCCUCGCCCGGCACCGGCAGCAAGCGCCAGCGCCUCAAGAAGAGCAUCGUAUUGCUUCAGCAGUCCAAGGAGGCCGUGGCUGACAUCAUGGACAGGAUUAGCGCGGCAGGGGAAGUGUAG
This is a messenger RNA of Triticum aestivum (bread wheat), 2030 nucleotides long. Its product is annotated as dynamin-related protein 4C-like. The coding region runs from base 42 to 2030 and encodes 662 amino acids. The record is from RefSeq and is a predicted model, not a curated record. Gene Ontology annotation, cellular component: microtubule; cytoplasm; membrane. The transcript has a single exon. Gene Ontology annotation, molecular function: GTP binding; microtubule binding; GTPase activity. Lineage: Eukaryota; Viridiplantae; Streptophyta; Magnoliopsida; Poales; Poaceae.